ACACAUCUCCAGCGCAUGCGCAGAGUGAUGAGAAUUCGCUGGUAUCAAUCGGACAGAAAUCCUCAUGACGCGGUAGCAGGCAGCAGACAGCUGGAGAAGAGCUCAGUUUUCGAGGUAAAAAAUGGCGGUGGAGAAGCGCCUGGCAUUCUCUAUUGUGCAGUUCCUCCGAGAUCAAACACACUGCGGCGCUUUGAAUUCUGAUGAGCAGGAGAGCCUCGAAGUUGCCAUACAGUGUCUGGAGACCACCUUUAAGAUCAGCUCCAGCGACUGCCAUCUUGCGGUGCCACAGCCUCUGACGGAGAUAUUCCUCAACUCGCUGCUCAAGAAUGACAACCUCACACUACCAGAGAGCUCUCCGUCUCCAGAAGACAUUGAGCAAGCGGAGCAGCUGAAGAAUGAAGGGAACAAUCACAUGAAGGAGGAGAACUACAGAUGUGCGGUGGAGUGCUACACGAAGGCCAUCGAUCUGGACCUGAGGAACGCCGUGUACUACUGCAACAGAGCCGCCGCUCACAGCAAACUGGGAAAUUACACAGAAGCGACCGGCGACUGCGAGAGAGCGAUUGGGAUCGACCCGUCCUACAGCAAAGCGUACGGGAGGAUGGGCUUGGCUCUGACCGCCAUGAGCAAGUAUCCAGAGGCGAUUACCUUCUUCAAGAAGGCGUUGGUGUUAGACCCCGAGAACGACACCUACAAGUCCAACCUGAAGAUCGCCGAGCAGAAGCAGAAAGAAGCGACCAGCCCCAUCGCUGCUGGACUGGGAUUCGACAUGGCGAGUUUAAUCAACAACCCGGCCUUCAUCAGCAUGGCUGCGAGUGUGAUGCAGAACCAACAAGUACAGCAGCUCAUGUCGGGGAUGAUGUCAAACGCAGUCGGGGGUCCGGCGGCAGGAGUGGGAGGACUGUCGGACAUCUCCAGCCUGAUUGAAGCGGGACAACAGUUCGCCCAGCAGAUCCAGCAGCAGAACCCCGAGCUGAUCGAGCAGCUGAGGAACCACAUCCGGAGCCGCUCGUUCAGCGGCAGCGCCGAGGAGCACUCAUGAUCCACACAGUCUCACUUUUUUUUUUUUUUUCUAAGAAAGGGCAAACCAAUACGGCGCGAUUACAAUCUCCAAUACACCCAUUUCUGAAUCCACCGGCAUAGCUGGACUGAAGAGACAAAGGAUGGGGGUUGAAGGCACUUUACAGCGACUUGGCGGCGAGGGCGGCGAGGGGCCUGGAGAACCGGACCCACGACAUGAAGCAUCCCCACACAUCUAGAGCAGAACCACGUUUUUAAAAACACACGUUCAAUAUCAAGAGCCAAGAAGUCGAGAACCCAUCUGACCGCGAGACGCUUUCCCAUCCGUGUUUUUUAGCUCAGCGUUUAAAAAGUGGCUUCAUGUUAGGAGGACCCAUCUGCGUCGUCAUGGUGAUUUGGGGAGGAAUGUACUUUUACAGCAUUGCAGGGAACAUUUCAGCUUUUCCAUCAAACAUCAGGUCGACCUCGUUUAUAUGGCAUCUGUUACUUUUGUAGCUCUUAACUCACUCGUCUCGUCUGAGGGACAAAAAAAAAAAAAAUCAUUACACAAGUAGGACUCACUUCACAGCUUUUUAACGACCACGACGACCGUUUGACUAGAGACAACAGUGGAAUUGUUUAGCAGUGUUUUGCAGCCUGCAUCAUGUUGUUAUUGCACUUUAGUAAAAAAAAAAGGAAUAAAUGUCCCCCCCCCUUUAAGAAUAUUUAUUGUUCAGUAAGCGGUAACAAAGUGUUCAGAUUGUUUCUUUUGCAUGCUCUUAAAUCUGGUAUUUGAGAUCAGACGCUUUAUGAAACUUAAUAGGUAUGCUAACGCGGCACAAUGUUUGAUCUAAAAACAUGUGAAUAAACAUCUUGAAAUUAAGAACUAAUGAAAA
Labrus mixtus (cuckoo wrasse) is the source of this 1895-nucleotide messenger RNA. It is a transcript of the gene sgtb, whose product is annotated as small glutamine rich tetratricopeptide repeat co-chaperone beta. The record is from RefSeq and is a predicted model, not a curated record. Gene Ontology annotation, biological process: post-translational protein targeting to endoplasmic reticulum membrane. Gene Ontology annotation, cellular component: membrane; TRC complex. The coding region runs from base 122 to 1042 and encodes 306 amino acids. The transcript is spliced from 12 exons. Gene Ontology annotation, molecular function: molecular adaptor activity; protein binding. Lineage: Eukaryota; Metazoa; Chordata; Actinopteri; Labriformes; Labridae.